Messenger RNA from Protopolystoma xenopodis, 465 nucleotides. The record is from the annotation of a GenBank genome assembly. Lineage: Eukaryota; Metazoa; Platyhelminthes; Monogenea; Polystomatidea; Polystomatidae.
AUGCUAUAUUCCUGUACAUGUAGAAGAACAGAAGUGUCUGGUUGCAUUGCCGACCAACUCGGUCGUAUUAGCAAGUUGGUCAGUAAAUAUGCUGCAGUACAGUCGCCGGAGCUACCUGAGGCCGAUGAGUCGGAGAAAGAACAAACGCAUACAGAUGAGGUCUCCAUUUCCUAUAGUGGCUUGGACAUAAUUGGCAUUUUGCAAAACCGUAUCAAGAGCAUGCGUUCAAAGCUAGGCUCAAUUGCGCCACAGAUGCCAUUUUUCGCUAGACGCCAGAGCGCAGGCAAGUUUGUUGUCUCAUCUGCAUGUUUCUGGCCUUUAAUUUAUACUCAAGAUCCCACAAAUGGACGCAAGUCGGCAACUAAUCGGUUGAGUCCAGGUUUAACUCCUCUCACUGCAAUCGCUUUGUCUUGGCUCCCCUUUAUCACUUAUGAUACUUUUCUUGGCGGUAUCCCUGCCUGUUGA